AUGGAAAGCCAGCAGUUGAUGGCAUGUGCCAUCCUCGUUAUUGUGCUGGUAGGAAUUUUUGGAAAUACACUUUCGUUUAUUUUGUUCAGUAGACCGCACAUGCGAUCUUCAUCUGUAAAUGUACUUCUAUGUGCCCUAUCAUUCUUCGACUUUUCUCUUCUUACCCUGUCGAUUCCAAUAUUCGUGAUUCCAAACCUUGACUUAUGGGCGGAUGAUCGGUCCUUAUCAACAUAUAUGGCAUAUAUUCUGAAAAUGAUUUAUCCAAUCAACCUGAUGAUGCAGACAUGUUCCGUCUACAUAAUGGUCAUGAUAACUUUGGAACGUUGGGUAGCCGUGUGUCGCCCGUUGCAAGUCAGAGUGUGGUGCACUCCUCGAAAGUCAAGAAAUGCCAUUCUUGUCAUUAUAGUCUCUGCGUUUCUCUACAAUUUCGUUCGAUUUUUCGAAUAUCGAUUUGUGGCAACCGAAACUGGAGCCAUUUACGAAAAAUGGUUACGAGAUCCGGGAACUCAUAGAUGGUACUACGUGGGAUACUACACAAUUAUGUACAUUGUCACACACUUUUUGGUUCCAUUCUCUGUGAUGGCGUUUGCCAAUGGACAUGUUAUUGUGGCGAUGUGCAAGCUCAGCCAAACCAGGCAGAUGCUCACAAGACAGCAACAACGAGAACAAUCGACAACAGUGAUGCUUCUCAUCGUCACAUUUGUUUUUGCCAUUUGCAACACUCUGCCGUUCCUCCUAAACGUCUCCGAAAGCAUUUUCCCAACAUUGUUCCAAGACGAGAGCACGAGGGGAUUGGCAUAUUGGCUCAACGAUCUUUCGAACCUACUCGUUGUACUCAACUCGGGGACUACCUUCAUAAUCUACUUUACGUUCUCCGAGAAGUACAGACAGACAUUGAUUUUCAUUUUGAAGAACGGAUGUUGUGCCACCGUCAGUGACUACAAUAACUACACAGCAAUGUCUAGAACAGCAUCAAUGAGGAUUUCAAGUGAAACGGGUGGUCAAAUUCAAAGACAAGGCUCUCGAAUGAGCAAUAGCAGCCGCUCAUCGGACGUUCUGCUCAAACCAAUUUACAUGCAGAAAAGAAGCGAGCGCUUCUCGUCGGAAUACAACGAACGAACAUGCAAACACCUUGCUCCUUUCGAAGACUACAAAUUACCAAGAUUGCCGAACGAGAAGAGGAAGAAGAAACUGCAUAAAAUGUCAGCAGUGGAGCAUCGUGGAAUGCCUGAAAUCACAAUAACAUUCAGCGAGGACACUCCAGAUGGAGAACCAGAGUCACCGUGCCAACCAUGCUAG
Messenger RNA from Caenorhabditis briggsae, 1299 nucleotides. It is a transcript of the gene Cbr-frpr-18, whose product is annotated as Protein CBR-FRPR-18. Gene Ontology annotation, biological process: G protein-coupled receptor signaling pathway. Gene Ontology annotation, cellular component: membrane. Bases 1 to 1299 code for a protein of 432 amino acids. The transcript has 9 exons. NCBI's taxonomy places the organism in Eukaryota, Metazoa, Nematoda, Chromadorea, Rhabditida, Rhabditidae. The record is from RefSeq and is a predicted model, not a curated record. Gene Ontology annotation, molecular function: G protein-coupled receptor activity.